This is a messenger RNA of Rotaria socialis, 3153 nucleotides long. The record is from the annotation of a GenBank genome assembly. Lineage: Eukaryota; Metazoa; Rotifera; Eurotatoria; Philodinida; Philodinidae.
AUGGAUACAACAGAUGUAGGAAUGACAUCAACGAUAAAUGAUACAACAACAACCGCAGCAGCAACUGCAGUUAAACGCCGUGAACCUCCUCCAUUGAAUGUCUAUGUGCGUAUUCGUCCGUUUAUUGGUGACGAACUUGAACAUAGUGAAAAUCAAAAGUUACUUGAUAUUAUGGACGAGCAACAUAUAUCUGUGAAAGUAUGUCCAACAACUAACAAUAAUAUUCGGAAUAUACAAGCAUCAUACAAUGAAUAUGAGGUAUCGCGAAUAUUUGAUCAUCGUUGUACGCAACAAGAAUUAUUUGAACAAAUUCUCGAACAACCAACGAAUGAAAUUUUUACUGGUUCAAAUUGGCUUCUCUGUACACUUGGUCUUACAAAUAGUGGUAAAACUCAUACAAUGUUUGGUACACCACAAGAGCCGGGUUUAAUUCCAAAAUGUCUUCAAAGAAUAUUUUUAAAUGUUGGCAAAAAUAUUGAUGAUAAAGUUCUUUUUAAACCAGAUGGUUUGGAAAAUUUAAUGCCAACAAGUAAUGGUAAUCUUGAUAUAGAAAUCAAUGCAAGAAAUUAUAUUUUUAAAGAUGACAAAAAUAAUAAUCGUCGGAUACGUUUACCGAAUAUUGCACAAGAACAAAAUAGCUUCGAAGAUCUAUCAAUUGAGGAUGAAUAUUAUUCUGUAUGGAUAUCAUUUUUUGAAUUAUACAAUGAAAAUAUUCUCGAUUUACUUGUUCAACCAAAAGAUAUGAAAACACGUAAAAAUCUUCGUCUAAUGCAGAAUGAUCAUUCAACAAUUAUUAAAAAUCUUAUACAAAUUCCUGUAUUUGAUAUUAAAGAAGCUGAAGAUAUUAUUAAAUUUGGUUAUGCGAAUCGUGCGACAUCAAAAACAAAUCUCAAUGAAGCAUCAUCAAGAUCACAUGCUGUUUUAUGUAUUACACUUAUUACUAUCAAUGAAUUUCAUGAAGACCCAAUAAUGAGUCAUAUGUAUGUUUGUGAUUUGGCUGGUAAUGAACCAUCAACGGGUACUGGAAAACAGCUUGCUGAAACUUGCAACAUAAAUACGUCAUUAAUGACAUUCAAAGAUUGUAUUAGAACACUAAACGAAAAUCAAACAACUAAAAAACAAAUGCUUGUUCCCUAUCGGAAUAGUAUAUUGACAAGUAUAUUUCGUCCAUUCUUUGUUGGUCGUGGUCGAACAAUAAUAUGUUGUAAUGUGAAUCCAUGUGCAACAUUUGUUACACAAACAAAUGACUUAUUGAAGUUUUGUGCAUUAGCACAGAAAACAAUCAUUGUACCAAACGAACCAAAAUCAGGUGCUGGUGGUUUAAUAAGACAACAACGAAAAUCGAAACAGAAAGGUCCAAAACGUCUGGCUAAAGAUGGACCUCUAAAAGCGAAAAAUAAAAAAGGCAUAAUUGCUAUUGAUGAUGAUAUUGAAGAACUUGGUACUCAAUCAGUUGAUGGUUCAUCAUCAUUUACUGUCCCAUCAAAUAUCAAAUCGAUGAGCUAUUGGAAAUUUUGUACAAAAAAAGCACUGGAUUUAUUACAAAAACAAGCAUCAAAUCGACGCUUUUUAAUGAUUCAAAUACAUCAAGAACGUGUUCAAACUGUAGAAUAUCUUCUUCAUCAACGUGAUGUAAUCGAUGCAUUUACUGAUGAAAAGCAAACAUUAUCUGAAAAAUGCGAAACAUUAAUAACAAACCUUCGUCAAGAAGAAGAUAAUCAUCUUCGUACACAACAGUUAUACAAUGAUUUGAUUAUCAGUGAAAAACAAUAUCGUCAAAAACUGCUUAAAUUAGAAAAAGAAUUUAAAGAAAAGAAUCUUCAUUCACGUAAUGAAACUGAUUCAUUGAAAACACAAUUAAAAAAUCUUCAACAGCAAUUUAAUGAAUUAACCAGUGAACAUUUGAAAACUAUGGAAAAAAUUGAUCAAAAUCAAAAUCAAACAAGCGAACAUGAACAAUCUUUACAAGAGGAAACUCAACGUCUAAGACGUGAUCUUGGUCUUGAACUUUAUCGUAAACAAGAUGCUGAGAAAAAAGCUCGAAGUUUUGAAGAUAAAUUACGUCAUGAACAAACAGAAUUACAAAAAAUUCAGUAUGAUUAUACUAAAACUAGACAUGAUUUUAAAACUUUACAAGUGAAAUAUGAUGCUCUUCAAUUAGAAUUAAUUGAAAUGCAUAAAACUAUCAAAACUAGUUCACAAGCAAUGCUCAAUAAAUGUAAUAAUAAUAAUAUGUCAGCAACAAUAACUAAUACAGAACAAUCAUUUAUUCCAAUACAACAGGCUGUUACUCGAACGAAACGGCGCACCAAUGAUGAAAGUCAAAGCGAACAAGAAAUUAAAAAACCAAAACGUGUUACACGUAGUCGAUCAGGCGCUAGUUCAAAUAAUACUUCAAUAAAUAUUGCUCAACAAGACGAACAAAAUAAUGAAAACCCAACAAAACGAGUGACACGUAAUGGAUCAACACCUUAUUCUUCUAAUACCAUUCCAAUGCCAAUCAAACAAACCAAAACGAAAUCAUCGAAUAUUGGCAUUACUGAUUUUUCAACUGAUGUAAAAACUAAAGCUAGAACAGCUAUUAUACGUGGUCGAGCUAAAAAACAGACAAAUCAAUUAACGUCAAUACCUAUUCAACAACAAUCACCAUCACAUACAUACGCUACUAUUGAACGAGACAUAUCACUUGAUAGAGCAUCUCUUGCUACUGUCGAUGCUAAUUCAACAACUGCACAUGCUGUUUCAUCGAUCGAUACAACACAUGCUACACCUAAACAAUCAACAUUUAAACGGAUUCAAUCACUAUUUCGGCCAAGUCCAACAUUAACAAGUUCAGCACGAAUUAAUCGAGUUUUACAAACUAAAUCAACUGUAAUAGCAUUUGGUUCAUCAACACCAACACAACGUCAACAUCCGACAUUAAUCAAAACAUUAACACCAGCACCGACAAGUUCAACAGCGCCGCAUCCGACAUUAAUUAGAGCAAUAACGCCAGCAACAACAGCUCAUACUCCAUCAAUUGUUAAAAAGAUUCCAUCGCCAAAAGGGAAGUAUAAUCUUCGUACACGUCUUUUUGCUAAUCCGACAUAUGCUGAAAAAGAAGAAGAUGAGAAAAAAUCUCGAAUAAAAAAACCGUCACGAACACGCAAGUAA